AUGGCGCAGGACAGCGCUAACGACAUCAGCUCGAGGCGACUGUUGGCAUCGACGGAAGCGGGCGUACGUCCGACAAUAACGACAGCAUUAAGAGGUAUGUUAUAAACCACCACGCGAUCCGUGUUACGAACCAUUGCGCAUGCAAGUGGUGAUCAAGCGCAUAGCGGCCGCACGGCCCCCGCGUACGGCGGCACGUCGUUAUAAAACAGUUACCCAGAGUUCUACCGUCAAAAUUAACAGUAUGGUAAUAAAUAUAUUUAGUUGUAACGUAGAUAUUUCUUUUUCUUUCGUUUUUUUUUUUUUUAAGCUAAUCAAAUACAUCCAAUUGUAACUCGGUGUUUGCCUCUUUAUUUAAACCAAAACCCAAAAUCAUAAUCGGUAAACACUUACCGCUCUUGGAACAGCGUAUUUAGAAUACGCAUCUGAAUACCCGUAUCCGGGGUAAAACACUACUGCGACAACCGGCAGACGGCUCGUGACAGCUCGCCGACAACCCGACCCGCGGUAAAGACUAACCCGAGGAAUCAGUGGCCGUCGGAUCUAACCGUGGUCACAGCAUGUAGGACGGGCCGUGAAUGAUCCCCGACCCCAGCAGCGGAAGAGUGGAUUUUCCCGACAAAACUGUCGUGACUUUGUUAGGUUCGCGGGCCCAGGCGAUACACGUGAGGGCAGUUGAGAAAAAACACGGUCGACCGGAUUGGACGGGUCGAGCCCGACAGUCAGAAUGACGGACGGGCGUACGAUAAAAUCGGUGGGCAAGUGCCGAAUUACAGCGCAAAUUAUCGACGGUGUCAUCGACACUGAGUUUGUUCAUAAGGAUAAAAUAACGUGUAUUGAUACAUUCAUAGAUCGUGCGUUCCGAAAUGAAAUACUGUUUCCUACGUUCUUGUCUUUCGUUCGUAGGUGCCAUUCUUUUAUCACUGUGUACACGGUGAUCGAUUCUCAAUGAGACACUCGGGUGUACUUUCCGAGAAUUCGUCACUCUGUUUAUUGUCCUCCUAAAACAGCGGUGCGCCUGUCAGCAGCAGCGAGCAUCGGGAUUUUUUUACUGUUUUAUUUUUUAGUCGAAAUGACAAUUGUCAUCGUCUGUUCGUGAUCCAUUUAAUUCAAAUCGCGUCCCGUUUGCGCGUUUUGGACGGACGAACGGACGAACGCGAGUAUGAUUUUUCGAUAGCACCCGUCAAUUUCGAGGACUGGGCGUAUCAUACCGUGCUAUUGCGUCGCUAUUACAAUAUUGUGCGACCGCCGCGUGCGCCGUUUUGUUUAUUUAUGCAUAUUGUAUUAUGUUUUUACACGUACACGAAUAUAUACAUACAUUCAUGUGCACGUAGCCUGUAAGUUGUGCUCGGGAGUGCACGCGACUCGGCACACGCGAUCGCCGGGGUCGCGCGCAACGGCACCGUCGUAUACACACGGCGAUUGAUCGGCCCUCGCGCGUUCGUCGAAUCGCAUUUGGCCGCAGAGUGCCGGUCGAUUUGGUAGCAUACGCGCGGCCGCGCCACGACCACGCGUCGAUAGAUAUCGCGCGCGAUUUCCGUCGGAAGUUUUCGAGAUCCUGCGCCGGCACCACAAAAGUGCGGCGGCUGUAACAGCCGUACUGUUUCACCGCCCCGUCGACUCUGUUUCUCCGCGGCGGGACAUCACUCGGACGUCCCCGUGAGUACGUCCGCGCGUCAACUGUUCGCAAAGACAACGGCGGAACUGUAAACGAAAUUUAGAAUAGAAAAAAAAAAAAACCCGCACACGCGUGCCCGGGAAUACGUAAGUAUACAAUAUUGUACUACCUAUAAUACAAUUAUACAUGAAUAUACAAAAAGACGAAAAACACUGAUUGGGGGGAGGGGGUGGGGGGGUAGUACCACUGUUUUAACAGAGAAGUAAGAAAGGAGAAUUCAAUUUACACGUGUACGCAAUGACAAACUGUUGUUUACGAAAAACGAUUCUGAGCCGAGUAUUAUCGGUCGUGUUUCCCCCCCCCCUCGUUGCCAAGGCAAAUAAUACAGAAAUCAACAAAAAAUUACCAGUCUUGCGCAUUAAGGAAAUUCUAAACUCAUAUCACUCUGUUUAACUAAAAAUAACCUCCUCAGAGCACCAACUAGAUCAAACAUUCUAAAAGAAAGUUCGUAUAAAGCAGCGGUUCUCAAACAUUUUUUUCGCGUACCAUUCAUGUGUAUUAUUAAAAAGUUGCGUGCCACUAAUGAAUAAAAAUAGAAAUAUUCUUUCAAAAAAUAAUGCAGUAAAAUAAUACUGUAUAAUUCUUUAUUUAUUACUAAAAAUGUAUUAUUUAUCUUUAUAUUAAAUCAUAUCUAUUAAUAAACAAAUUAUAUAAGUUACAAAUAUUCAAUGUGAACCAUGAAUUUGUUAGUUUGACAUUAAUAAUGAAUUGUCUACAAAAGUCCGUAUAAUUUUACAAAAAUCACGAUGGCUGCGUAAAUCGUGCAAGAAUGACAGCGGAACGACAAUUGACUAAUGACUAUCGAAUAUCGAUACGACGAUACCUAAUAUUUCACAGAUAACUAGAUAAGAUGAUUAAAUUCAUUACACGUAUAUAAAAUAAUCAGAAAUUAUCUGCGUACGUACACUGUGUGUGUGUGUGUGUGUGUGUGUGUCAACGAUUAUAGUUUAUUGACGUAUUUUCCGCGAUUCGAAAUAAUAAAAAAAAUGUACAACGUAUUUUAUUUGUUAUAUAUUUAUUUUCCGUUUUAGCGCCAUGUGACCUUCCUCUCGAUUAACACCUUGUAGGCCUCCGCGUACCACAGUUUAAGAAAUCCCAGUAUAAAGUUUUUGAUUGGAGUAAGAUUUUCAAUAUAAAAUAUUUGUUUACAGACACAAACAAAUAAAUAAAUAGACUGGACCAUUUUUAAAUUUACUCAAAGGUUACUUUAAAAUAUCGUCAAACAUAUACCUAUAAAUUAUAUUUUAUCGGACUAUUAUAUUUAUUACGAUAAUAGGUAAUUGAUUAAACACAAUUUCUUUAAAAUGUAUGGUAGCGAAGUAUGAACAUUACCCAAUUCCAAACAAAAUCAACCUCUUGUUUUCGAAAAGGAAAUAGAAAAAUAUUUGGACCAUGCCGGAAUAAAAGUACGAGAAAAUGCAGGAGAACUGUUUAGCUGUUUAGCUGUAUAUUAUCAGAAUACUCAGAUAUUUCAAAAUUCUGAUACAAAUUAUUUCGAAUAUCCAUAAACCUGGUGUAUUCGGAUAUUCAUACUAUUCGGGUAUUAUAGUACGUAAUAUACGUAUGUAUCUACUAUGUAAAUAUUUUUGUUAAUCAAAUAUUCAUAAAAUAUAAUCAAAAAUAAUUAGGUCAUAAAUUAUUACGCAAACAUUAAAAGAAAUAUUGAAUCCACACAAAUCAUGUUAAGAACUAACAAUAUAUAUUAUUUAAUUAAGAUCUAGUCCCAUACAAUUAUAUCAUAAAUCAAAAUAAAAAUAAAUAUUUGAAAAACUUUGAAAGUACAGAAAUCCGAGUUUUAAAAGUAUUCGGAUAUUACAAAUAUUCGAGUUUGAAUACUUAAAAAAAUUCGAAUAUGUGACCCAAAAAUCAUAACACUAGUUCCUGUAUAUUCGUAAGGUAUACAAAAAUUUAAAAAGAUACUUAAGUAUAGUCUCAAACAUUUCUAUUCGAAUAAUUUCUAAUUCUAGUAUCUUUAAAUCUAACGCUUGACAGCCAUCAUAUACUAAGAAGGAAAAUUGUAUUGAUUAAUCUAUUAGGACCCACCAUUACGUGGUCUGUUCUAAAACUAUAUUCCAGGAUAGAACUAGAACUAGAAAUACACCCAACGAAGACCUUUUUUUAUUAUUAUGUGUAGAUAUAUUAUAGCUAAUCCUCGCUACGGUACUGUACAGAUGCGGCCCGUAAAAAUUUUUUAAAAAAAUAAUAUUUAAAUAAUAAAAACUCUGGUUAAUAAUAACCAACAAUGGUUGGUCUCUUCGCUCACUCCUACUGUCUCGAUACUCGUAAACUGUUAACCCUUUUCACUUGUACUUAUUCUACAUUUUAUUUUACAGGUUGUACAAAAAUACUUAAAUAAAAAACAAAAAAAAAACAAAAUAUUAAAAUUGUAAUUAUAAGUACCAACCUAAAAGUGUAUUGUUAAAAAUUUGUUGUUAUUAUUACGUGACAAGAUAGUAAGCAUUUCUAUUUAUUUUGUUAUUUAUUUUUGUUAUACACAAUUAAACAAAUUUAACUUUAAGACUGCAAAAUUCUAGUUUGUUUAUAAUAUGAAUUAUUUUUAAUUACUAUUUACCAAUUAUCGCGUAGCGAUAAUAAUUAUGUACGUAUAUUGUAUAGGUAUAGCUGCUUUUAAUUAAUACAUACAAAUAAUAUGAAAACGUUCAACCGCACAUUAAAAUAAUUUUGUUAGGUGAUUCGCAAUUGCUACACGGGGAUCACAAACUAUAAUUUUAUCGUACGGUUAAAUUAGUGGAUGUUACAUAAAUUAUAGUCUCUCCAUAACAUUAAAUCAUUGAAUUGAUAACACAAUUUUAAUAAAAAUAGUCGAAAAAGUCGGCCACAUAAUUCGCUCCACCAGUAGGCCACUCACUGUUGUACAUGGGAAGUUUAGAAGGUUAUUACUUAUAAGACAGGAAUAUAUUUUAGUUUAUAUACUGAAAGCAACGAUACGUAGUUGCAAUUAAAAGACGAUUCUAAGGUAAACUGAUUAGUUUAUAUAGUAUUAGUCGGGUUUUUUCUCUUAUAAUAUAGUAUUAAAGGUAAAGUUGGAAAUUAACGAAAAUGAAACCAAUAUAUUUUGCUAUCAAAUUUUAAUUUAUUAGUAAAACUUUAGGAAAUCAAGAAUUCUUUCUGAAUUUAGAUACCGCUGGAAGGAAAUUAUGUAUCUUUUAAGAUACUGCAUGAAAAAAUAAAAGCAUUUUACUCACUAUAAUAAUGUUUAAAACAAAAAAACAUAAAUAAAAAACAAUUUUAAAAUCUAAAUAUAUUAAAGUACGGAAUAAAAAAUUGUAGCAAUUUCACUAAUUAAUAAGUGUUUUCCGAGAUAAAACAUCGUGAUAAUCACACGCAACACUCAUAGUUUAAACAUUAUAGAUUUUAAUACCAGCCGAUCCACAUGGCUUUGUCCGUAACAAAGAUCUACUAUACGCCCUACCUCUAUCUCGGUCUUUUAUUCUUUCUCCUUUUUAAUCUUUUUUUAAAAGAGCACUUUAUUAUACCCCUGAAAACUAAUGAAAUACAAAUUAUAAUUUUGUUUUCAUCCGUUUUUACAGAGGUAACUCUGAAAUAAACAAAAAAAACAUUCAAUGUUUGUAUUUUAUGAACCAAAUUCAUUAGAACGGUGGAUUUUCAAAAAUUCCUUCUAAGCUCUUAUAAGUGCAUAUAGGGGGUUCUAAGGAGUGCUUAUCACCCCCAGGCUUCAAAUUAGCAUCCCAGUUUCUCUAAGUAGCUUAUUUCACUAUUUAACCAAUCAUUUAUAAAUUAUUGUGGUUUACUGGUUCGGAUUAAAUAUUUUUUUUUCCAUUAGGUACAAAUAGUUCACGAAUCCACGAAAUUAUAUUGCAAAAAUUUGCAAUAUCAAAUAGAAAAUUAAAUUUUAAUAUUUAACAUUAAUUAGUAUUAUUAUAGAUUGGUUUUACAAUGAUAUAUUUUUUUUUCAGUGAACAACUUUUCUUCCUGCAAUUUUGCUCCAAAUUAAAAUGAUAGCACUUUUUUUUAAAGAAAUUCGGAAUAAGAAGGUCAUUUUUUGAUUUUCCCAGGAGUUUUCCCAAUAAAUGGGGAAAAUAUGGUAAAAACCGAAAAGAAAGGGAAAGUAGGUACAAUAUUAAACAAAUAUUAUUGAGGAAAAGUCAUUUUUUGAUUUUCAAGUUAAUUUCAUAAUAAUUGGUAAUAACUGAGAUAAAUAUCGGAAAAAAACGGGAAAAUGUAAGAAAAUAAUGCUUUUAUAAUUCAGUUAAACAUAUUAAUAUUGAAAUUUGAACAGUAAACUUAUAUUUGCUUUUUUUUAGAAAUGGUAAAAUUGUAAAAACAGUUUGAGCCAUAUUUCAGCUAUAUUAUCUAUAUAGCUAUCUAUUUACAAACAUUUUAAUUUGGUAGAUACUCUUUGGAUAAAAUAUUUAGACUAAACAGAUAUGCUUGAAAAUUGAACAGGAGGUUAAUUAUUAUAAGUCGUACUUUAUGGUCAAAACAAAACAAAUUAAAUUGAAUUUAAUAUAUUUUUUAUAAGUAUUUUUAUAUCAAAUUUUGACGAAAAUUGUUUCAAUAUAUAUUUAUUUUACUAUAAUAUGGCAUAUAUUAUAAUGUUGACAAAGCAAUACUAUUAACUGAGCUCCGAUAUUCCGCUCGUUUUUCGUUAGCAGUGAUUAAUCUUUAAUUACAGACAUACAUAGAAUUUCCCCUCUAUAUCCCACGUAUCUUCCCAACUUCUCAUCUACAACAGUGGUUCAUCCAUGGUGCGAAGUAUGUCCGUUUUUUUUUUUAAUAUUUUGAAUAGAUAAUAAAUUAUGUAAACGAUCUAAAUUUGUAAUAACUAUACAGUUUAGUUAUUUAAUAUAAAUAAACAUAAUAGCGAUUAUAUUAACAUUUAUAACAUUUCAACUUUAUAAUAUUAUUAGUAUUAUUAAAUUGUCUAUACUAAUUUUUUUGAUUUAUUAUAUUUUAUAUACAAAUUUAAAAUUAUUUCUAUGUAGUUUAUUGUAAUAUUAAGGGGGUUUGGCAGGGCGAACCCCUUCACGGAUAUGCGUGCCAUAAAUUAUUCUAGCAUACCCUAAAUUCACACCCAAUGUACACAUAUGUGCUUACUUACAUUAUAAAAAGGAACUAAAGUGUAAUAUUGUACAAAAUGUCAAGUCUCUGGAUCCAGUGGUUCGGACUGUACAAUAGAGUUGAGCGUAUAUUUGUAUGUCCUGCUCUGUCUCCGAUUCGUCCCAAUUUUGGUCAAUAUUUUUAACUCCAGCCCAUACCCCGCGAUUAAAAUCUCGGAUAACUGGAACCCGAUACUGUUAUAAUUAAUAAAAUCCAAAUCCAAACAAAUUUAAAAAUAUAAUUAUUUUAAAAUAUUUGUAUAGUAAUCAAUUUUAUGAUUAUGUUACCUAUUUAUGGUUUAACUGGUUGAUUUUUGUAUUUUAUCGAUUAUUAAUUAAGGGAAAUAAUGUUGACAAAUAAAUGUACAAUUUAGGAUUCAUUUAUGAGAAUAUUUAUGGGUACAUCACUGAAUCACAUGAACGAGUAUUCCGUUUGGCAUUUUUGUUCGUACACAUAAAUAUAAAAUAAUAUAAUCGAAUAACUUUUUAAUAACGAAACACCCUGUUAUUGCUGGCAGAUUUUUCGAUUUCGUAGCCACAUCAAUAAUUUAAAAAUUUAAUCGUGUUUCUAUACAUUAAGCAUUGCCACAUUGCCUUUGACCGAAAUACAAUUUACAAAACAAAAUAUUAAAAACUUUGUACGUUACCCUUUUAUCUUUGAGCUGAAUUUCAUAUUUAAUGCAAUAAAAUACAAAUACAUGGACUUUGCAGUUAGGGAAGAGUUAGUUUUAAAAGAAUAUGAACCACAGGAUCUAUCUACGACUAAAAUAAAAGUUAUUUUAAAAUUAUAUUUUGGGAAUGUUGCCUAUAUACAAACAUCAUAACUAACAAAUUCAUGACGAAAUAAAAAGAAGUUUUAUUUAACUUGAGUGUUAAUGUUUAUACCCAGACCAACUACCUAUAUUUAUUUCUCAAAAUUAAUUAUUCUAUUUGAAUAAUUACUAUCGACUUUUACAGAUUGGGAUAAUGAAUUUAACAGAUCAAUUGUGUUUUGACGUUUUUUGAAAUGUUGAUAACAUAUUUAUUUUACAUUUUUGAUCAGAAGAAAUUGUUUAUAAAUGCCAGAAAAUAUUGUAAGUGCAAAUUAUAUGGCCAGUGAAUUUAUUGACCAAACAUUCUCAUCAAAAUUUACACUACACAUACAGUGUCUCACAAAGAUAUACCCAUUAUGAUAUCUCCGAAGAUAAUAAAGAUGAUCAAAUUCUGUUGUUUUUAUAUUACUCAUAGUAAUAAGGACUACAAAUAUUUAUAUUGCUAUUAAUUUUGUUAUGCUUUGAUAAAAAACUUAAAAAAAUUACUUUUUAUUGUAUUAUUGUUGAAACGUUUAAAGAUAGCCAUUUUAUAGUUUAUUUUUCUGAACAUUUUGAUGCUUCAACUUUUUAUUUUCAUUAAAUUCGUAAAAUUUUUAAUCAUUUUUUAAAGUUCAGAGAAAAGUACCAACCUAUAAUUAGGUUCGCUGCCUAACUGAUAGAGGACCAGAAAUUGUAUUAUAUGUAUGUAAAAUAACUAAAAUUAUGGAAGUUCUAUUUUGUUUAUUGUAUAUGUGCAUUUAAAAUGAUACUGAUACUGAAUAUUGUCAUCAACAGUGUUACUGCAUAUAGUGCAUUUUAAACCCACCCAUAUUAAAUAGAUUUAAGUAAGUAUAAUAUAUUUAAACAGGUUAAAUACAUUUAAUUAUUAAAUAUUUAAUAAUACUUUAUAUUAUAUUUAAAUUAUCGUUAAUUAUGCCAAACCAUUAUAAGAAUAAUAAAAACAGGGCGAAAAACUCAAUAAAUAUACAAUAAUUUGUGUGUCAUAUCAGAGUAACUCAGUGGAGAAUUACUGUUUUCAGAAAAUUGAUGAGGUCAGUCACAAUGUCAAUUUUGCCAAUCUAUUUAAAACAUUUUUUUUAAAUUGUACGGUUUAUUCAUAACUGCCGACCGAUCUCUCCUAAAGUUUCAUAGUACCAUAUUUUGAUAUUUCAUAUUUCGUAUUUUUCCAUAGCCGUAUUUUCUCAAUAACCGAUAAAUAUCUAAUACCGAUGUGGCCAUACAUAAAUAAGUUAUAGUAUUAUAUCAAUUAAAUUUACCAUCUAUACAUCUAUAAUACUUUUCACUUUUUAUUGUUACCUACCUGACGUAGUUUUGCACAACAAAUCUAGGUUUGUUUUCGAUUAAACCCUGAGUCCCUAUUUCCACCUAUAAUGCUUUUUCAAUUUUCAAUUUUCAAUGCUAAUUACUCGACGUGGUUUUGCACAAGACCAGUUAUCAUAAAUACAGUUUAGUUUUUUUUUAAAUUUCUUUAUUAAAACUUAUUAAAACUGUUUAUAAUUUGUAGUAAUAAAAGUGCAUAAUGUUUAAUUCUGUAAUAGAAAUCACUGAUAUAAUUCAAUAUAUUGGUGAUUUUAAAAGACCUUUUGUCAAAGGUUUAGAAAUAAUUAAAUGCAAAUUAAACAUAUUAUUAAAAUAGGUUUAAAAGGAAAAACGACGUCCUAGGAUAAUAAGGACGGGUGUAACUACUGUUAUUGAUAAUUUAAUGUAUAACUGUAAGCAACGAUAAACCAUGGCUAACAAAAAAGGAUUUUGAGUGGAGUUUAGAUAAUAGAAUGCUUUAUCAACAAUAUAUAUGUCAUAUUAUAGUAAAAUAAUUAAAUAGGCUUUAUAUAUAUCUUCUUUAAUAAUAUUUGUUUAAUAUUGUACUGAUUUUUCCGGUUUUCCCAUGUUUUUCUUGGUUUUCACAUUUGCUGGGAAAAUUUGGGAAAAUCAAAAAGUAAUCUCGAAUUCAAAAAAGGUGUUACAUUUAAAAUUCAGAGCAAUAUUUCUGGUAGAAAAGUUGCGCACAGAUAAAAAAAAACAAUAAUAAAAAAUAAACAUCUUUGUAAAACCAUAAGCUUCUUCGGUCCACUUAGAAUCUAAAAUGAUAUAUAAUCAUUAAGAUUUUAAAACUAUGUUUGCAAACCAGUGACCUUUAAGGUGAACCUCACGAAGUAGGUACCUUUUAAACACUUUAACUAUUGUUUAUUAUAUAUUAUGCAAGUUUAAUGCAAGUUAGUAUUUAAUUUAUGCAUUUUGAUUAUCCAUUUAGCUAGAAUAAUAAUUAUGGUCAUUCAUAAUAUCAACAAAUAAAGCUACAUAUUUUAUGAUUAUUACAACGAAACGAGAUUAUUACAAAAAAAUUCAGAAGUCACUACUCAGUAGUAAAUGUCUCAAUAUAAUAUUAUAAUGUAAUCAAACGUACAUGUUCCUGAUUAGAGCAGUUCUAAUAAAUCCACCAGGUAGCGGCUCUUUCGUUUUCAAUCGCGAAUAAAGUAAAUAUUUAUAGACGACAUUCUAAAUAAAAAUUGAUGAGCAAAUACUCUUUUUGUCAGUGUCACCAUUUCACCAAAAUUGAAUACUGUAACUGUUGUUACUGUUGAAUACUGUUACUGUAACAUAUUCUGUAUACAAUAAUAAUUAUAUAUAUUUAUUUAUUAGUUUUAAAAUGUAUUAAUAAUUCAUAUACAAUAUUAUUGAAUGUUAAAUAAAACAGUUUAUUUGUAAACAGUAGUAUUUAAAAAAAUAAUAAAGUAAAAACAAAAUUAUUAAAUGGUUAAUACUCGUAAAUAAAUAAGUAUAUGAAUAAAUAAAUAAAUGCGUCACCUAGAGUAUUAUGAUAUAAGUAUUGUACGACCGGUUUCGAAUCAAAAAUUAAUAUUAAAGUUAAUAUAACAAUAAUACAAAUAAUGUAAAAAUUGCUUUAAGACUAAUAAUAAUUUAAUCAAACAUAUAAACAAUAGAACUAAAAACUUUACAAAAAAAUCAUUCAUUUGAAAAUGCUGGUAUGCAUAAACUUAGAUGUAACUGUAAUAAAUUUAAUAACGACAGCCGUCGUUGUGAUCGUCACCUCUAUAUUAUUCUAUGAUUGUAAUAUAUAGUUUUCAAAAAAAAUGAUAAGAAAUCGUAGCCAUAACGAUCAGCACGAAUACCAACGUUAAGUAAAAAGGUUGAAUUAAAAAUGUAAUUAGCCCAACAACGCAGAAAAAAAUUCAAAUUGAAUCGAAAAAAGUCCAGUUAAAAAAUCCCAUUAAGAACAUCCCGAUAAAAAAGUCCCAUACUAGGAAAAAUGUCCCACACUAGGAAAGUCAAGACUACCGACUACUUUAGCGCUACCGGUGAUUUUAUUUUGCUUCAUAAAUACAAUGGUGAUAAUAAUAUUUUAUUUAUUAUUAUAUUAUUUGCCUUCAAAAUAAUAUUAAUUGUUUAAAAAUGCAUGCGAUUAUUACAACCUAAUGUGUAUUUAUUAUUAAAACAAUUUUAUUAAUACAUUUGAAUAAUGAAUAUGCGUAACUGUAUAUGUAAUAAAUGGUUUCACGUUUUAACUAAGAGCUUACAAAUUUAAUCAAAUAGCAUUUUAAAUUGAAGAUCUGCAUUGCAACCAUACAGUGAUGAUAAUGAUACUCUAUGAUAACUGUCGCAUAAAUAUCACUUACCUAAUAAUAUUACGCAAAAAUUAUGAAAUGUUGUAUACAUAAUUUUGUAUAAAACCAAUACUACCCUCAAAUUCGAAAAUGAAAUAUGAUGGAAGCAGCUGAGAAUUGAUACCGCUGACUGCAAGUUUUUAUUCAAGGUCAGGUAUCAUUGUAUUAUUAGUCUACGACUGCUUUUUCUACCACAUUUAAUUUUUUAUGUUACAUAUUAUUUCUGCAUACUUUAUUCACUUUUUCUGCAGCUAGGUUUUUUGGUUUUUUAGUACAUUUAAGUAUUAAGUACCUAUGUUUCACUUUGUCUUUUUAAAAUAUUCAUUAAACCUAAAAUAUUUGAUGUAAUUAAACUAGGUGGGUACUAAAAAUUAUAAUUAUAAACAAUUUUAACGAGUAUUUAAAAUAACAUCAAAACACUUUUAAAAGACCACACAAUAGCUUUUAUUAGAUAUAAUAUUUCCAAGAUAUUAGAAAUGGUUAAUAAAAAAUAAACACCAUUAUGGAUUAAAAUAAUAAUGCAAUUAUUGAUCAGAAAUAAACAACAAAAAAUAAAAAAAACACAGAUUUUACUUAAUAGUAUAAGCAAAAUAUUAAUUUUCGUUAAACUGAAAUUUGCACAAAUAAUUUAUAUUAAUAAUAAUUUUAGGCAUACAAUAUUAAUAUUGUAGGAUAAAUAAUGACUCAUUAUUAUGCCCCCACAUUGUACAAAAACUACAAAAAUAUGAUAAAAUUACUUAAAAAUGUUGAACAAUGAUGUUAAAAAUAAAAAAAUGCAUUUAUAUCUAAAAAUUACUAAAAAUGCAAAAAAAUACAAAAUAAAAUUUGAAUAUUCUGAAUGAAUGAAACAUGAAACAAAUUUUCAGCUAAGAUAACAUUGUACAGAAUCAAAGGAAAAAAAACUCAAAAUUCAUAAACAUCCUAACUCUAAUAAUGAGCAAUAAUGAGCAUCUAUACAGUUAAUAGUUAAUAAGGUAAAUAAAUAUAUAAAAAAUAUAUGCAGUUAUUAAGAAUAAUCAUUAUUAUUCUUAAAUACAUUAAAAUAAAACUAAAAACCUUUUAACAAAAAUGUAUAGGAAAAAAAACCAUUGAAUUGUUAGUUAUUAUUUUGUAUUUGCUACAACUUGCUAAACACCAACAGGCACAGAACACUUCUAGAGUAGAUCAGCCACAUUUUGUGGCAGCUUGAUCAUGUGAAUGUUAUAAAACGUUUCCAUACCUUUUAGAAUAGAUUUCUUCUCAUAUUCAGUGAUGAAUAACAACACCACUAUGACCAAAACAGCUAGAACGUCCAAUCCUUUUAUUGUAAAUCUCAUAACUGGAUAGAAAUUCAUAGUUGAUAACUAGUGGUACACGUUGAAUAAUAAUGUUCACACACAAAAAGUCUGUAGUAAUUAACAAAUGACAAGACCUAGAACGAAACAAUUCUACCUCACAUUAAAGCUUGUCCAUAUUUUCGUAUAUACUGUGAAUGAUUUAUAUUUCAUUUCACAAGUUCAACUCAAAACCAUAUCCUUUGAGUUACAAAAUAGCACAGCCUGGGUAACACUAACCUUAAAAAAAAAUUCAUACAAAAUGCAUGCUUUCCAUAUUUCCUUGAUUAUUGGGAUAUUAUAAUGUUGAACAUCUGAUUAAACAAAAAUGUAUACAAAUUGAGUAAUAAAAUACCAUACAUAGGAAUAAUAGUAUAAUAUAAUUGUUAUAUUACAAAAUUUGUAAAUAUUAUCACAUUUACUAAUUGUACAUUUUUAGAUUUGGAGCAAAGGGAGUGAUCUAUUUUUUAUAUAGUUUGUAAUAUGUUAUAAUAUAUUUAAAACUAUAUCCAAAAUGCAACAAAAAAAGGAUAGUUAUUUUUUUGAUUGAAACAGUAUUAGUGAUGGAAUCUUGAAUUUUGCAGUCACACAAAUCAACAUUUUUUAAAGUUUGUGUGUAUAAUUGGAGCUUUCCUACUAACAAAAAAAAAGGUUUUCCAAAAAAAUAAAAAUAACAAAGGGGUGAAUUAUUUAAAAAAAGAAAAAGUACACAUAUAUAAACUGAUGACUUAUUUAUUUAAAUUAUCAACGAAUCAAGGGCUAGGAGUACAGAAUAAACAAUAACCAUAAAAGAUAAAAAAUACAAUAAUUAGAGAUACAAUUUACUUAGCAUAGAUGGUAAAGAAUUGAAAAAUAAAUCAACAUCAGACAAAUUAUUAAUACAGUGCAUAGCGCGAUCAAGAAGACUUGCAAAACCAAUAUUUGUUGAAUGGAAUUUAACAUUAAAAGUAGAAUUGUGCCUUGAAUUAAAAAAAAGAACAGAUAAGGAUAGUCGUGAUAAUAAAUCAGGAAAGUCAAUUAAUCCAUGUAAUAAUUUGUAAACAAACGAGAUUUCACAUUCUCUUUGUAUAUCAGCAAACAAUUUAAAAGCCACAGUUCCAUCACAUCGAAAUGAAAAUAUUCUUAUAUAGUUAUUGUUAAUUUUGUUUAAUCAUUCAAUACAUGUUGGUUGAUGAGGUUAACAAAGAUGUAUUCUAGUGAUAGGCAGAUAGUUUUGAAAACUAUCGAAUGAAUUAGUCGAUAGUUUUCAUUUAAUAGUAGCACCAACUGGUUUAGUUUAUCGAUAGUUUAAAGACAACCAAGAACUUUUUCAACAGAAUAGAUAAUGUCGAUAUUCAAUAGUUUUUAAAAAAACAACAGAGUAAAUAGAUAGUUUUACUCGGUAGUGCCCAUCACUAAUACAGAUUCAAUAAUAGAAUGUACAAGUGAAAUAUAGAGAGAAUUUAAGGCAUAAAUAUCUGUAAAAUCACGGGUAUUACACGUAAUAAGAAUCCAAGUAUUUUUGAAGCUUUAUUACUAAUAUAAUCAGCGUGUUCAGAGAAUAAUAAAUUAGAAGAGUAAAUUACACCUAAGUCGUAUAAAGUCUGAAUAAGAUGAAUAAGGUCUGUACUAAAAUAAAAUCACAAUUAAAAAUUGAAACUUGGUGGCUAUGAGUAAUCAAAAAACGAAAAAACAUGUAGAAAUUAUUUGUCCUCAGUUUUAUAAUUAUUAAGUCAACAUGUCAAUACGGGUACUGCACUGUUACCUUUCACCCCACAAACAGUGAUGAGAUAACAGUAACAGUAUGACGCAUAUUUGAUAUUUAUUUUUUAGAAAUCUAUGAACUUGAAAUUAUAUGCUAUAUGCCUGUAUAGCAUUCUGCAUUGGUGAAAUUAAUUUGUUCUGAUCAUUUACAAGCUAUUUAAAGAAAAUAUAUGAAUCUUCUUAUAGCCCAAAUUAACGAGUAAACGUGUUGGACUGAUUUUUUGUUUAGAAUCAUCUAACGCCUGUUGUAACUGGGGAGGGACUAUUUGGAAAACUGGAAGAAAUAAACUUGUCUUUUUUAACACAUGAUAGAUUAAUGAAAGCCAAUCAAGGAAAACCAUAUUCUGACGAUAUGGUUGAUUCUUUGAAAAUAUGGAUUCCUCAGAUUAAUCAAAAUGGAUUAAUAAUUGAAUAUACUGUUUUCUAAAAAAAAAUUGUAGAAUUCCAAUUUCAAAUUAAUCUAGAAAAAGUACACGAUUACACUGAACUAAAUUUUUUCAACGAUAAUGAAUAUGAAUCUGAUAUUGAAAAUCAUGAAUUCAAAAAACCAACAAAAACAGUUCUAAAAAAAUAUAUAUAUAAAGGAAAAGGAAAUAACUGAACUGAGUAGAUUAUUAUUAAACAUAAUUCAUAAUAUAUUUAUUACUGUACAGCAAUAAUAUUCGAAUAUUGUUUAUACUGAUGAUAUGGCUAUUUCAAUUACUUUUUCAAUUAUGAUGUAUCUUAUGAGAUAGAUGUAACAUCAUGUUACAUCAUAACAUCUUAUGAGUUGUCAUGUGGGAUACCGCAUACAUUGUUGACUACCAUAAUAAUGAGUAUUACCUACUAAUUAUUUACUAAAUAUCUUAACCCCAGUUUCUAAUGAAACCCAGAACUUACCCACUCACCUACCUAAUAACCAAUAGGGGUAACUCACCACGGCAUUGCGUCCGCCACAUAUUAAAUGGUUAUCCCGGGAUUUUCGUUGAAAUUAUUAUUAUAUUUGUCCUAAUAUUUUAUCGCGUCUAGAACAUUCAUGAAUAACUGGUUCCCUAUAAACAAUGUCCCACGAAGAUAUACCCAUUGCAAUAUCUCCCGAGAUAAUAAAGAUAAUCAAAUGCUGUUCUUUUUUUUUUGUUUUUAUAUAACUCGCAGGGAUAAAGACUCCCAAGUUUUUAUAUUUGAAUUACAUAUGAAUUUUUUAAUUUUUGGUAAAAAUAAUAAGAAAAUAACUUUUUAUUUUAUUAUUUUCGAAAAAUUUGAAGAUCACUAUUUUAUUUUAGGUACUUCUAAAAACUUUGACAUUUUAAAUUUUUAUUUUCAUUAAAUUCAUGAUUCUAAAUAAUUUGUUGAGUUCUGAUAUAAUUCCUGUAAUUACACAGAAAGCUGUAAUCGAAUACUUUAAUUGAUUAUUAUUAUUAUUAUGGCCAAUUGAUUGUACAAAAAAUGAUUAAACAUUAUUAUAAAUCACGAAUUUAAUGAAAAUAAAAAGUUAAUAUGUCAAAAUCUUCAAGUUUUUCAAAAAUAAUAAAACAAAACGUUGUUUUUGAAGUUUUUUACCAAAAUAUAAAAAAAUUGAAAUAUAAAUAUUUGUAGUCCUUAUUGGCACUGCGAGUAAAAUAAAAAAAAACAGAAUUUUAUUUUAUUUAUUAUCUCCGAGAUAUUUCAACAGGUAUAUCUUCGUGAAUAUAGAGUUUUUUUUCUUUUUAAUAUUAUUAACUAAUUAAAAUUGAUACUAAGAUUCUUAUAAAAUAAAAUUCUACAUUACACUCAAUUCUUUUUAGAUUCUGAGUGGAGCAAUGAAGCUUAUGAUUUUAUAAAGAUUUUUUUUUGUUAAUCUGUGGACAACUUUUCUACCAAAAAUCUUGUUCCAAUUUUUAAGUGUAGCACUUUUUCUGAAAGGAAAUCGGACUGAGAUCAUUUUUUAAUUAUAGACAAAUUAGAAAACCCGGGAAAAACAUGGUAAACCCGGGAAAACCGUAGGAAAACUGAAAAAAAAGGUACAAUAUUAAACAAUUAUUAUUAAAGAAAAUAAUGUAUAUAUAUUGACAAAGCAACAUUAUCUGGUAUUGAACUCCGUUUAGAAUCGUUUUUUCGUUAGCAAUAGUUUAUCGUUGCUUACAGUUUACAGAUAUACAUUAAAGAGAUAAUGAGUACCCACUUAAAAUAGUUGUUACUUUAGCGGCUUAUUGGGAAUUUUUCGAUAGCACGAUUCAUCCCUACCGAAUACUAAUUCCAAUGUAAAUUUUGGCAUUGCAGCAGUGAAUUUCAAAGCUCCACCGUUUUGGCAUGUGAAUUUGGAACUUCAGUUUAAACAAGUGAAAGCACAGUUUGCAACUUCAAAAGCGACGCUAGACAGUUUCAUCACAUUGAAGCUGUGA
This is a messenger RNA of Cinara cedri, 16607 nucleotides long. The record is from the annotation of a GenBank genome assembly. NCBI's taxonomy places the organism in Eukaryota, Metazoa, Arthropoda, Insecta, Hemiptera, Aphididae.